Dichomitus squalens LYAD-421 SS1 is the source of this 690-nucleotide messenger RNA. RefSeq lists its product as uncharacterized. The transcript has 4 exons. The record is from RefSeq and is a predicted model, not a curated record. NCBI's taxonomy places the organism in Eukaryota, Fungi, Basidiomycota, Agaricomycetes, Polyporales, Polyporaceae. The annotation marks the transcript as partial.
CGCGCCCUCAAGGGCAGCAGCAACAAGGUCGCCCUCGUGGGCAACGUGGUGGACGCGGUCGUCGACAGCAGUAAGGGUCCGGACGUGGUGCUGGAUCCACGCGCCCUCCUGCGCAAGCCGGUCUGCGUGGCCACAGGGAACAACAAGUACCCGUCGCUCACGCAUGCCAUAUCCCUCGCAGAGGAGCUCGAUAUUCUGGCAACCCCCGAGCGCAUUCUGUUACGACUGACUGUCGAGCGACUGCCCACUUCAACAGGUUCCUCGACGACCUCCUCCGAAACAUUGCACGAAACGGAAACCGUCUCCUCGGACGUCCCCAGCGCGUCCAUCAGCCUGUCCAGCCCAGACACCAGCCGCGAACCAUCUCCAAUCAGGAGUGGAACCACCGCGUUAAGGCUUGGACGUACGAAGGCACCAAGUCCUCUGACAACGGAUGGGGAAGACCCCCUGUUCUUGGACGAGGAAGAGCCGGUGCCGCCGCCCAAGCGCAAGCACACGCUCAAGGAGCGGCUCGCUCCAACACUCAGGGAGCGUCUGGACGAUCCCAUGGACGAGGCGGACGAUGCCGUGUCACUCGGCCUAACUGAUGCUGAGGAAGAGAUCGACGAUUUCUUCGAAAGGACCUGUGUCACAAGUUCUUCUCGUAGAAUAGAUGGUCUGCACGAUGAUGUAUCUGUAGCUACGCCCUGA